This is a messenger RNA of Papilio xuthus (Asian swallowtail), 1397 nucleotides long. Lineage: Eukaryota; Metazoa; Arthropoda; Insecta; Lepidoptera; Papilionidae. The record is from RefSeq and is a predicted model, not a curated record.
UUUCUGUCAUUGUCAUUUGUCAGUGAAUCUGUCAACAAUUCGGCAAUGUUUUUUCAAGUCUUGUGAAAUACAUUUGUAUUUAUUACUUUAUACGAUAAUAUUUAAGCUAAACUAACGACUUCGAUAAAAUUUCCGAAAUACGAAAUGUUUAAAUUGCUUAACCGCCAUGCAAGACAAAGUGGCAUUUUAUAUUUGCGUUAUGAGAAAUUUGAGGUUAAACGAGCGAAAAUCUUUUACUGCUACUCACCAGCUGGUUCUGUGAGGUUUGCAUCUAGUGGUAGUGAUGCCGGAAAAACAGUACCCUUAAUUGAUAACAUACCUGAACCACCUCCUGUGCCAGAUGCUUCGUCCAUUGGUGAAAUAACUGAAGCAGUUCAAACUUUAGCCGCAAACGGCGAACCAUCAUUUGCUAGCUUAGGUCUAGGUGGUUGGGGGCCUGUGGGAAUAGUACAGAAUUGUUUUGAAUAUCUCCACGUAACAUUAGAUGUGCCAUGGUGGGGUGCAAUUCUCAUUGGUACAAUAGUUGUAAGAGCAAUUAUGUUCCCUCUAGUUAUAAUGUCACAACGGAACACUGCAAUAAUGAACAACAAUUUGCCUGAAAUACAACUUCUCCAAGUUAAAAUGACACAAGCCCGACAAACUGGAAAUCAGUUAGAAGCUGCACAGUAUGCCCAAGAAAUGAUGGCAUUCAUGAAAGAGAGAGGACUAAAUCCGCUAAAGAAUGUUCUUGUACCAUUGGCACAAGCACCAUUGUUUAUAUCAUUCUUUGUUGGUUUAAGAGGCAUGGCAAAUUGUCCAGUUGAAAGUAUGAUGCAUGGAGGCUUGUGGUGGUUCACAGAUUUAACAGUUCCUGAUCAAUUUUUCUUGCUACCAAUAAUAACGAGUGCUACCUUAUGGGCAACAAUAGAACUUGGUGUUGAUGGUGGACGUCUUGAUGCUCAAAACAUGCAGGUCAUGAGAUAUGUUCUUCGUGCAUUACCCAUAAUUAUGUUACCUUUUACUAUCAACUUCCCAGGAGCUAUUCUUGUAUACUGGUGCUCAACUAACUUCAUAUCAUUACUUCAAGUUGGAAUCUUAAAAGUACCAGCUGUGAGAGAUUAUUUCAAAAUUCCUAGACUAAUAAAACAUACACCAGACAAUUUACCAAUCAAGAAGAAAGGAUUCAUUGAAGGUGCAAAAGAUUCCUGGACGAAUAUGAAAAUAUCAAGAGAUCUUGCAGAUAGGCAGAGAAUUGAUGAACUGCUAUUCACAAAAGCAGGGAAGGGACCUUUACAGAAGACAUAUAAAUAUGACCCAACAAAAUUAUCUAAUGUACAAGCAAAAUCUAAAUAAAUUCUAUUAUGUAAUAAAUUAAGUUUGUCAUUGUAUGUAAAAAUAAAUGUAAUAGUAGUAUUUUA